CAAAUACGCCCGUCACGUGAUACUGAGGCGCGCUAGCGCAAUGACGUCACUGAUAUGCGCGCGCAAAUCGGACAGGCACGCAGAUCGGGUAAUGGCAAAGCCUUGUGCUUGGAAAACGGAGAGAAACAAAGCAAGAGAAAAAGAAAAAGCUUCUGUUUGCUGUAACAUCUCAAUGGAUGUGAAACAGGAGACCUGUGAUGUGGACACGAAUAUGAUGGAGAUAACUGUAAAUAUUAAGGAGGAGAACUGUGAGUGGGAGUCCAUUUACCUUAAACAGGAAAACCUGAGCGUUAAAGAGGAGGACGGUGAACAGCGGCCAGUGAACAUUAAAGCAAAAGACGAAGAGUAUUCUGUUAGUAUUGAGACACAUAACCAUACAGAUUUGAAGAGUGUAAAAGAGGAGAACUUUCAAGACGAGUGUCAAGAUGGAGUGAUGACAGGGUUAGACUCUUAUCACCGUUCAUCUCCAGAGCCUUCUAUAAAUGUGAAGUCUGAACCAUUCCAGUCUGAUACAACAAGGACUGAGGAAACUACAUCUGCUGGAACUCAGGAAAAUCAGCCACCACCUACAAAGAAGUCUGGGAAAAGAAACAAAGAUCACUGCAGAUUGGAAGGUGGCAAAGAAUUCUCUGGCAGGAGUGAUCUUCAGAAACGUGUUGUAAAGAAACCACAUUGCUGUAAUGAGUGUGGUAAAUUGUUUUCAAAAUUGUGCCGUCUAAAUAGCCACACAAGAGUUCACACCGGAGAGACGCCGUAUCCCUGUAAUACAUGUGGUAGACAGUUUGCACAAAUAAGUGGUCUAAAGAGCCACGCUAGAGUUCACAGCAAAGAGACCCCUUAUUGCUGUAAGGAGUGUGGUAAACAGUUUUUAAAAAUGAGCCGUCUAAAGAACCACAGUAGAGUUCACACCGGAGAGACACCAUAUCACUGUAAUGAAUGUGGUAAACGGUUUGCACAAGCAGGUGGUCUUCAGAAACACACUAGAAUUCACAUGGGAGAGAAGCCGUUUUCCUGUAAUGAAUGUGGCAGGCAGUUCUCUGAAAGGAGCAAUUUUCAGACCCACACCAGAAUUCACACUGGAGAGAGGCCACAUUGUUGUUUGGAAUGCGGCAAAACAUUCAGUCACAAGAGUACUCUUCAGAGCCACACAAGAGUUCACACUGGAGAGAAGCCAUAUCACUGUAAUACAUGUGGUAAACAGUUUUCACAAAUGAGCAAUCUUAGGAAACACACUAGAGUUCACACCAAAAUGAAAACAAUAGCUGUGCAAAAAUCACCCCAGAAGAAGAACCACACUUCAGGAAUCAAGAGUGAGGUUCCUGAGAAGUGAGCCAACUCAACCAUUGUUAAGAAAUUCCUCCACAAGAGAAGCCACAUUGCUGUUUGUCGGAGGAGUUCUCUUCAAAGACAAGUAGAACUGACACAGGAGCGAAGUACAACUGAACUGUCCUGACUAAAGAGUGAGGUUCACUCCUGCCUGGACAGUAAGCACAUGUAACCGACUGGAAACCGUCGUAUUGUGUGUUGCAUCAGAAACAAGUCAACACAGAGGAGAAACCCAAUUUAGAAACUUUUCCCUUUCUAAAAGCAAAAAAUAGAACAGGGUGUCAUGUAAACAGCUUAGGUAAUAAAUCAGUUACUAAUAGUUACAGAUGCAAACUAUUAAUACAAAAUAAACAAAAUUAAAAUCCAUAAUAUACACACAGCCAUUUUCACCAUACCGAAUUACAUUAAAAUGACAUGACAGUGCGCUGAAAGAACAAAUGCAAAUUUAUUUAUUUAUUUUAUUUAAUGUAAAAAUACCAAAACUGCAUGUAAGAGCUUGAAAAAACACUUCUUACACACUUAUGGUUUUUACAGUUAGGUCCAUAAGUAUUUGGAUAGUGAGAUCAUUUUGGCUCUGUGCGCCCCCACGAUGGAUUUGAAAUUGAGCAAUCAGGUGUCAUAACUAAAAUAUUGUAUGAACUGUUUCGAAAAGCUGGACAUAUUUAUACACGGUCUAUCCAGUUUCAGGGGCUCAAAGGUCAUUGGACAAACGAACAUAAACGUAAUGAUCAUCUUCAAUAUGUGGUUGAAUGUCCUUUCUAAUCAAUGACUGCCUGACAUCUGAACUCCUGGCCAUCCCCAAGUGUUGGGUUUCCACCCUAGUGAUGCUUUGCCAGGCCUUUACUGCUGCUGUCUUUUGGUGCUGCUUGUUUGUUGGA
Molecule: messenger RNA, 2204 nt
Organism: Polypterus senegalus (gray bichir)
Lineage: Eukaryota; Metazoa; Chordata; Cladistia; Polypteriformes; Polypteridae
Product: zinc finger protein 260-like
Exons: 3
Coding region: 41-1330 (429 amino acids)
Biological process (GO): regulation of transcription by RNA polymerase II
Molecular function (GO): DNA-binding transcription factor activity; RNA polymerase II cis-regulatory region sequence-specific DNA binding
Source: RefSeq, a predicted model, not a curated record